This is a messenger RNA of Hyla sarda, 1918 nucleotides long. RefSeq names its product oocyte zinc finger protein XlCOF8.4-like. The transcript is spliced from 9 exons. Bases 215 to 1768 code for a protein of 517 amino acids. Gene Ontology annotation, cellular component: nucleus. NCBI's taxonomy places the organism in Eukaryota, Metazoa, Chordata, Amphibia, Anura, Hylidae. The record is from RefSeq and is a predicted model, not a curated record. Gene Ontology annotation, biological process: regulation of transcription by RNA polymerase II. Gene Ontology annotation, molecular function: DNA-binding transcription activator activity, RNA polymerase II-specific; RNA polymerase II cis-regulatory region sequence-specific DNA binding.
GUCACAUGAUCAUCCUCACAGGUCCUUUAGCCACAAACGCUUCUUUCCUGCUAAGCUCUGCUCCCACAUCUACUGGUCACAUGAUUGUGACAUCAUCACAGGUCCUGCGCCUCCAGCAUUUAGUAUUUUAACAGUGUGUCACCCCAGUAGUGAGGAGAUUACAUGAGGAGGAGCUGAUCCAGUUGUCUCCUCUUCUCCUGAAUGACCCCCAAGGAUGGACAAGGAAAGGAAUGAGAUGAUUAUGAGAAUUUUACACUUCACCUUGGAGAUCCUCCACCUGCUGACCGGAGAGGAUUACACCAUAGUGAAGAAGACAUGGGGGGAGUGUGUAGCCCCCAGCAGCCAUCUCCAUGAGUCAGGAGGAGGGAGCAGGGCCCGGGGCCCCAUCAUGGAACCUCCACCUCACUCACUGAUACAUGAGAAGAAGAUCCUAGAACUCAUCCACAGGAUCACUGAGCUGCUGACUGGAGAGGUUCCUAUAAGGUGUCAGGAUGUGGCGGUCUAUUUCUCCAUGGAGGAGCGGGAGUAUGUAGAAGGACACAAGGAUCUGUACCAGGACAUAGUCAUGAUGGAGGAUCACCGGCCCCUCACAUCACAAGAUAGAGCCAUUGAUAGAAAUCCACCCGAGAGGUGUCCCCGUCCUCUGUUUUUUCAGGACUGUCCAGAGGGAAAUGUCCCAGAGAAGCAUCAGGGUGAAGAUCUGAUGGAUAUUAAGAUUGAGGUGAUAGAUGAAGCAGAAGAGGAGACGGAUUUCAUGGCCGAUCAGCAGUAUGGAGUCAUUGAUAGAAAUCCACCCGAGAGGUGUCCCCGCCCUCUGUAUUCCCAGGACUGUCCAGAGGGAAAUGUCCCAGAGAAGCAUCAGGGGGGAGAUCUGACUAAUAAUAAAGUGGAGGAUGAAGAAGAGAGGAUGAGGGGCCAUCACCCGUGUAUGAGGGAAGUGAAGGAGGAAAUUCCAGGAGGUGUUACCCCAGAAAAUUCAAGUUUCAACUUCAUGUUAUCGCUGAAUUAUAAAGGAGACUAUGAAGAGAUCAUGGAGCGCUCCUCAGGAGAAGACCUCCUUACCCCUAAUGUCCAUCCAGAUCUAUCAUAUAAUAAUCCCCCUGAUCAUGAGGAACCUUCUCCUCACCAACCACACAUUGUUACCACAAGGACAGAGAAGAAAGGGGAGAAAAGGAUUCAAUGUGAUGAAUGUGGGAAAUGGUUUACAAGGAGAUCAAGUCUUUUUACUCACAGAAGAAUUCACACAGGAGAAAAGACGUACUUCUGUUUAGAACGUGGCAAAUGUUUUACAGAUAGAUCAAAUCUUGUUACAUGUAAAAGAAGUCAUAAUGGAGAUAACCCUUUUUCAUGUUCAGAAUGUGGGAAAUGUUUUACGCAAAAUUCCCAACUUGUCAAGCAUGAGAGAACUCACACAAGGGAGAAGCCGUAUUCAUGUGCGCAAUGUGGUAAAUGCUUUAUCCAAAAAUCCCAUCUUGUUACACAUGAGAGAACCCACACAGGAGAGAAGCCGUAUUCGUGUUCCGAAUGCGGGAAAUGUUUUACAGAUAAAUCAAAUCUUGUUAGACAUGGGAGAAGUCACACGGGAGAGAAACGAUUUUCAUGUUCAGCAUGUGGGAGAUGUUUUACCCAGAAAACCCACCUUGUUACGCACGAGCGUAGUCACACUGGAGAAAAGCCGUAUUCCUGCUCCGAAUGUGGGAAAUGUUUUACAAAUAAGUCAAGUCUUGUUACACACAGGAGAAGUCACACAGGGGCAAAGCCAUUUUGAUGUUCAGAAUGUGAGAAAUACUAUAAAAGGAAAAUAGACAUGUAAAUUAUUUUUGUUAUAGAUACGUGGACGUAUAAUAACUUAAAGGGGUACUCCGGUGAAAACCUUUUUCUUUUAAAUCAACUGGUGCCAGAAAGUUAAACAGAUUUG